Messenger RNA from Salvia hispanica, 1809 nucleotides. Lineage: Eukaryota; Viridiplantae; Streptophyta; Magnoliopsida; Lamiales; Lamiaceae. The record is from RefSeq and is a predicted model, not a curated record.
CAUAACACAAUGACCUCACUCUAGUAUGGAGUACUACUAUCUUAGGCGUAUCACACAAAGAGCAAAGGUCGAAGCUCAAAAAUGGAGGCGUGGUUCAUCAUCAUCGUCUCCCUCUGCAUCGCCGCCCUACUCCAAGCCCUAAUCUCCCUCUCCUCUCCGCGCAGAAACCGCCUGCCGCCGGGUCCGCCGGCGCUCCCGCUCAUCGGCAACCUCAUAUGGCUGCGCAAGUCGAUCUCCGACCUCGAGCACGUCCUCCGCCUCCUUAAACCCGACUACGGCCCCAUCAUCACCAUCCACAUCGCUCGCCGCGUCUUCAUCUUCGUCAGCGGCCACUCCAUCGCUCACCGCGCCCUCGUCCAGAACGGCGCCGUUUUCGCCGACCGCCCCGGGGCCACGGCGACCCUCACCCACCUCAACGCGCCGCGGAAGACGAUCAGCGCCUCCUCCUACGGCCCGACGUGGCGCCUCCUCCGGCGCAACCUGACGCAGGAGAUCCUCCACCCCUCCCGCGUCAGAGGCUACUCCGCGUCGCGGCGGUGGGUGCUGUCUCUCCUCAUGGAUCGCAUCCGCGGUUCCUCCGCUGCGCCGGUGAGGUUGAUUGAUCACUUCCAGUACGCUAUGUUCUGUUUACUCGUGCUGCUCUGUUUUGGGGAUAAACUGCAGGAGAGUCAAAUCAAGGAGAUCGAAGCCAUCCAGCGAAAAUAUCUGUUGAAUUUCCAGAGAUUCGCCGUUCUCAAUUUCUGGCCUCGGCUAGGGCGGAUCAUAUUCCGGAAGCGGUGGAAGGAGCUGAUUGAAAUCCGCGGCGAACAGGAUAGAAUCAUGAUUCCGCUCAUCAGAGGUCGAAUUGAAUCGAAGAAUAUGAGGAAUUCGAACGAAUUGGUAGCGUACGUGGACACACUCGCGGAUCUGAUCCUACCGGAGGAGAAGAGGAAGCUUCGCGAAGAAGAAAUCGUGAGCUUAUGCAGCGAAUUCCUCUCCGCCGGCACCGACACCACAUCGACGGCGCUGCAGUGGAUCAUGGCGAAUUUAGUAAAGCACCGAGAAAUUCAGGAGAAAGUGUACCAGGAGAUCAUCGGCGUGGUGGAACUGGAAGGCGACGUGGUGGAGGAGGAGGAUCUGCAGAAGCUGCCGUAUCUGAAGGCGGUGGUGCUGGAGGCGCUGCGGCGGCAUCCGCCGGCUCACUUUGUAUUGGCGCACGAGGUGAAGGAGGAGGUGGAUCUGGAGGGUUACCGAAUCCCCAAGGACGCGUACGUGAAUUUCAUGGUGGCGGACAUGAAUUGGGAUCCGGAGGUGUGGGAGGAGCCGAUGGAGUUCAGGCCGGAGAGGUUCGUGGAGGCGUGCGCGGGGGAAGGGUUUGACGUGACCGGAAGUAGAGAGAUAAAAAUGAUGCCGUUCGGGGCCGGGCGGAGGGUUUGCCCGGGAUUUUGGAUGGCGAUGUUACAUUUGGAGUACUUGGUUGCAAAUUUGAUUCGAAGUUUCAAGUGGGAAGCGGAUGAUGAGGUGGAUCUCACAGAGAAGCAGGAAAGUACUGUCGUUAUGAAAAAUCCACUACGCGCACGCAUAUCUCCUAGAAAUUAGCCUUCUUUCAAUGAUACAAAAUUGGCAUUAUGGAGGUGUCGAGUAUAAAUAAAAGAUUGUUAAUAAUAUACUAGUAUUUGUGUAAUAUUGUUGAAUUUUUGUAAUAUAUAACCUUGUCAAUAAAAAUUUGUGUACAACCCUGGUUGAAGAUAGAGGAACGGGUUGCGGUGAUUAGUGGGGUGGGUGAGUUGAUACGUUAUUUAAUUGAUCAAUUACAUUUAUGCGCAGCAA